AUGGCUAUUUUAAGUGACCUUAAUAAUUACUUUAAGCGAUUGGAUGAGUUACAGUUUGCUGUAUUUGCAAAGAUAAAUGAAAUAAUCGAUGAUAGUGACCCAACAGCAAACCAAGGUGAAGAUUCAAUUGAAUUAAAACGAAUCAAGUCUACAAAAGAGGCCAAUGGAUUAAUAUUCAAAUUUCGUGAUAUGUUAAAGGUUAUAGAAAUUAACUUAUCUGCAGAUGGGGAUGAUCAAUUAUCUAUUAGAUAUCAAAUGUACAAAGAAAAGUUAACAAAUCUAAAACUAAAAUUGAGGGAAUGUCAAUUACAAUCAUACAACUUAGAAAAUGAGUUGAUUCAUAAACAAAGGAUUGCUAAAUACUCGCCUAUAAUAAAGGAUAAUGUUAAUGAGGCUGAUUUAAGGAAAGACUUGUUUUCGGGUCGUAGCACGAAAGAUGAUUCUAAAAUCAAGAGUCAGUCCAUACGGGAUCAAAUAUUGACACAUAAUAAAUCGAUUACAUCGUCAUUACAAUCUACGAGGCAGUUAAUGUCGACCUCUAUCGUACAAACUGAAUUGAAUAUUGACUCGGUUGAACAACAAACGAAGGAUUUAUCUAAUUUGAAUGAUAAGUUUACCGAUUUCGAAUCGUUGUUAAACAAGUCCAAAAAUAUUGUCAAAUUUAUCGAAAAGCAAGAUAGAAAGGACAAGAAUAACAUCUACCUAAGUAUUGGAUUUCUUUUGCUAUGUAGUGCAUGGGUCAUUUGGCGCAGAUUAUUGAAGAUGCCUGUUAAGUUUUUCUUAUGGUCAUUUUUCAAGAUAUUUAGAAUGUUCAAUAGAAUAUUCGUUACCUCAGGAACCAAAGACGAUCUUGACUUAUAUGCAACAGUGGGGGCUGUCGUCAGUAGCUCAUUGAUUGCAAGUAGCAUACUAUCAUCUGCUACUAGCACUCUAAAUUUAGAUGAAGAGUUCACGAUGAAUAUUGAGCCCAAUGGGGAACAUAAAACCUGGGAAGAUAUAGUUAGCACAGCUACUAGUAGAAUUGUUGAUGAACUAUGA
Molecule: messenger RNA, 1038 nt
Organism: Debaryomyces fabryi
Lineage: Eukaryota; Fungi; Ascomycota; Pichiomycetes; Serinales; Debaryomycetaceae
Gene: SEC20
Product: Sec20p
Exons: 1
Coding region: 1-1038 (345 amino acids)
Biological process (GO): retrograde vesicle-mediated transport, Golgi to endoplasmic reticulum
Cellular component (GO): SNARE complex; endoplasmic reticulum
Molecular function (GO): SNAP receptor activity
Source: RefSeq, a predicted model, not a curated record